AUGCAGGAAAAGAACCAGGACAGUGUGGUGGCUGCGAGUGUUCCAUUCAAAUUGAAUAAUUUACAGCUAGUGAUUAUUUUUGAAUGUCUUCCAGAGACAGAUGGGACCGUGUUCAGAAUUCACACAAAAGGCGAAGGACCUAUGAAUGUGGACAUACCCUUAGAAUUGGUGUUCCAUUUACCGGCCAGUUACCCUUCCUGUGUACCAUGCAUCUCAGUUCACUCUGAACACCUGACCAGGACCCAGUGUGCAGCUGUGAAAGAGACAUUGCUCCAGCAGGCAGAAGACCUUUUGUCGGAGCCUAUGGUUCACCGACUGGUUCUCUGGAUGCAGCAGAACCUCAGGCACAUCCUCAGCCAAACAGAGGCUGGAAGCAGCAGUGGAAAGUGUGCUUUUUCAACAAGCACGACUGUGGAUGAUGGAUUGUGGAUGACUCUCUUGCAUUUAGAUCACAUGAGAGCAAAGACUAAAUAUGUCAAAACCGUGGAGAAGUGGGCUUCAGAUUUAAGGCUGACGGGAAGACUGAUGUUCAUGGGUAAAAUAAUACUGAUUUUACUACAAGGAGACAGACACAACAUCAAGGAGUACCUGAUUCUUCAGAAAAGCUCCAAAGUAGAUGUGGACUCAAGUGGAAAAAAAUGCAAAGAGAAAAUGAUUAGUGUACUGUUUGAAACAAAAGCACAGACAGAACACAAAAGGUUUCUGGCAUUUGAAGUCAAAGAGUAUUCAGCGUUGGAUGAAUUACAAAAGGAAUUUGAAACUGCAGGACUUAAGAAGCUUUUUACCGAAUUUGUACUUGGGCUGGUAAAAUGAAAUGGAAGUCAAGAAUCUUUUAGUAAAGUAGCAGUGUCUUUUGUUGUUUUUGCAUUGGGUGUUGGGAGUGGCUAAUUGAAACAGUCACAAGGGAGCAAUUUUAAAGUUUCUCAAAAGCAGAAUGAUAGCUAUCAUCCUAACUUCAGGAGCAAAAAGCCGGUUUCAUUUUAUAAAAUAUUAAACAUUGAAAAACCUGGUAUAUUCUAAUGUUUGUUAAGAAAGACUAGGCUCAGUAGAUGGAAUAUGUAAAAGGUAAAUAAAAAAAGAUGAUGGUAAAUGAGACCUUGUUUUCAUUCAGAGAAUUUGUUUGGAGCUAUGCAUACUUCUGGCCAAUUUUCUUGUAAUUAAAUGAUUUUUUAAAAAAGA
Carlito syrichta (Philippine tarsier) is the source of this 1179-nucleotide messenger RNA. It is a transcript of the gene RWDD3, whose product is annotated as RWD domain containing 3. The coding region runs from base 1 to 813 and encodes 270 amino acids. NCBI's taxonomy places the organism in Eukaryota, Metazoa, Chordata, Mammalia, Primates, Tarsiidae. The transcript has 4 exons. Gene Ontology annotation, biological process: positive regulation of protein sumoylation; positive regulation of hypoxia-inducible factor-1alpha signaling pathway. The record is from RefSeq and is a predicted model, not a curated record. Gene Ontology annotation, molecular function: protein binding.